Antechinus flavipes (yellow-footed antechinus) is the source of this 2070-nucleotide messenger RNA. RefSeq names its product transmembrane protein 276 (gene TMEM276). The record is from RefSeq and is a predicted model, not a curated record. The transcript is spliced from 3 exons. Lineage: Eukaryota; Metazoa; Chordata; Mammalia; Dasyuromorphia; Dasyuridae. The coding region runs from base 145 to 723 and encodes 192 amino acids.
CCCUUCCUCUCUCCCUACGGCUCGAGCUGACGUCGUGUCCAGCAUCCUCCAAGCCCCACUACCUGCCCAUCCGCCUUUCUCCCUUGCGCUUCACCUAAGGUUGGGCAGAAGGCCCCCUUCCUCACCUUCCCUUUCUCUGGCUCCAUGGCAGAGAAGUUUGAGGAAUGGAGCACCCAGCUCUCCUAUCUUGUUCUAGGAGUAGUCUCUCUGCAUUCUGCUGUGCAUACUGCCAGGGUGAACCGAGGGGCUGCAGCAGGCUUCCUACUUCAAGCCCUAGCUGCAGCUGCUGCAUUGGCCUCAGGUCCCCAGCCAGAUAUCAAUAACCAGAUGGGAACCUGGGUGGCCACAGUCAUUGGCCUCCCUCUCUUGGCCUUUGAUUUCCAUUGGGUGAAUGGAGACCGAUCUACAGCCAAUCUGCUUCUAGGGGGUGGUAUGGUCCUGGCAGUGACUGGCGACUAUCUGGGUACAGAGACCAAGGCUGUGGCUGGUCAAGCCGUGGCCCUGGUAGCUGCAGUCACUAUCCUCAUUGUGUCUGUCUUCACUGUCAACACUUAUGGAAUGGGUGGUGGUGUGGCACUAGGUGCAGCCGGCCUCAUGAGUCGCCUGGAAGAGGAGACUUUACUGUUAUUCUUCCAAAAAGAAGAUGCAUGCAGAUGGGCCCUGGCUGUGGGGAGCUGGGCUUAUCGUUGGGCUCUGCACACUCAGCACUUGGAGUUGGACUGACCACUGCCUGGAGCAGAUGCAAGCAAGAUCCCUUCAGGAGCAGAUGAUUCUUAUGGGUACCAACUUGAUUCUCAGGAUGCCAGGGAGGCUACAUGGGCAGGUGUUGGAACCUGUGGGACUUGUGCUGGAGGAAAAGGCAAGGCAGGUGUGUGUGAUGGGCAUUCUUAUUUUAGUUAAUUCUUUCUUGUACUAUGCUCUCAUUCACCAGUGUGACCAGAAACUUUUGGCCCAUCAGGAAAGUGAGAUUUCUCCCAUUAUCAUCACCUUCUGGCUGCCUCCUUCUGUACUUUCUUGCUCCAUCUUUUAUAGGCCAGUACUUUCUUUUAGAGUUAGUGCCUAGUUUUCCUCUUUGCCAAAUAAAUACAAUCCCUAUGAUCGCUGAAAUAUGGUAAGGGGAUUAGCACACCUUGGACAGUGAGCCUGUGGAGAUGGAGAAGGUGUCCUGCCCAGAGUGGAUUUUCUAGAACUAUCUCCCUCACAGUUCCUUCCUACAGCCCAAAGACCUUAGUACUUCCCUAUACCCAGGGAUUGGUGCUUCAUUUAGUUGGAGGAUAGUGUGGGGAGGGAAUGUUGCAACCCUUGGGAUCUACCUUUCAAUUUUCCUCUUUACCAAGGAUGGAACAUCGAGGGACAUGUGAGUUUUAUCCAAAGGGCUGUUUUUGGCUGGACUUGUAUAUGGGGCAAGAGAGGAAUCUUCCUUUUGCCUUUCAGUGACAUUUUAAUAAAUAUUGUGGAUUAGGGAAAUAUGAAUCUAGCUGUUCCUGAAGGUGACUUGGCCCUUUCUGUCUGAUUUACUCAUUCCUAAUAUGGCCAAGGCUAACUCCAAACCUGAGCAGAACAAACGGGCAGAAUAGUCUCUAGUCUCAAAACUGCAAAGUGAAAUGGCCCUAUCAUGGGAGAAAAGGAGGAACAUUGGAUUUAGGGUGUCUAGUCUCCUUCAAUGAAGAAAUCUUUCCUUAGGUUGCCUGAUUUUCUAGCAGUCAUUAUUUAACCCCUUGGAGUUAAACAAAUAGUGUUCUAGAUUCUUGGUAUUGGCAUCUAUUUGUUUCUCUUUCUUCCAACUCCAACUGAAGGGCAGGAUUCACAUAUUCAUUUUUUCAAUAGAUCUACUAAGUACUUACACUGUGAAAGAGACAUCUGUAGAAGAAAGCUGGGGGAAGCACAAGGAGAAAGAAAUACAGGUUAGAGACACUUAUUGGUUCUGCCUCCCUGGUCCAUUUCUUCCCCCAGCUUAUAGUCUAGAAAUGGCUAUAAAGACAAGCUAGCUUGUAAUUAAAGUCUAACCAUGUCAUUCCUCUGAUUAAAAAUGUUCAGUGCAUAAAGAUUGCCUAUAGGAUAAAAUGCAAA